Molecule: messenger RNA, 539 nt
Organism: Colletes gigas
Lineage: Eukaryota; Metazoa; Arthropoda; Insecta; Hymenoptera; Colletidae
Product: NADH dehydrogenase [ubiquinone] 1 alpha subcomplex subunit 7-like
Exons: 3
Coding region: 114-425 (103 amino acids)
Biological process (GO): ATP synthesis coupled electron transport; mitochondrial electron transport, NADH to ubiquinone
Cellular component (GO): mitochondrial inner membrane
Source: RefSeq, a predicted model, not a curated record
AAUUUCCAAUGACACAGUGACAGUAUUCGAGUUCAGUGCGAAUAGUUUGUUAACGAAUUGAGAGUGGUUUGUUUAUUUGACGUUAAACGGUUAAUUGAAUAAUAAAAAGAAAAAUGCCACGUGGCGUACAACACAGAUCGGUAACACCUGCGAUACAAGUAUUGCGAAAUGUUUUGAGAGGUAGAUCGGUUGUAGAAUCAUUAAGGCAUAGUGAUACAAUUGCUGCACGUACACAACCAGAUCCUCUUGUACCUGGUGGGCCAAAUCAUAAACUUUCCAAAGUUUAUUAUUAUUCGCGUGAUGCCAGGCGUCUUGUUGCACCACCUGAGGAGUUAUUUUCGUGCCAGCGACAAAUUGAACAUGGGAAACCCACUGACAUUAAAUAUAUCGCGCCAGGUAAAGUUUACGCACCCGACGAUAAGUAAACAUAACGUUCGACGAAUGUUAGUUGCGCUAUAGUUGUAAUAAAGUAAGCGAUAGUCGUGUAUUAAGGACAAUAUACUGAUAAUGGUUUAUAAAUAAAGUAACGAUUCUUUCUU